Messenger RNA from Oryzias latipes (Japanese medaka), 1483 nucleotides. RefSeq names its product heat shock protein 30-like. NCBI's taxonomy places the organism in Eukaryota, Metazoa, Chordata, Actinopteri, Beloniformes, Adrianichthyidae. Gene Ontology annotation, biological process: protein refolding; response to heat. The record is from RefSeq and is a predicted model, not a curated record. Gene Ontology annotation, cellular component: nucleus; cytoplasm.
UGUAAUUGAAACAAUGCCAUUUCAACGUGCGCUUUUAAAAAUAUAUCUUUCAACCUUUUCUUGAUCAGAAGAAAUUUUUAUAACACAAAACAUCUUUUAUUUGCAAAGAACAGAUAUAAAAUAGGUGAACCCAAAGUAGCAUGUUGUCCAUUAAAUGAAACAGAAAAAUAUGAAAACAAUUUUCACCUCCUUAGAGUAAAUAACUCAAGAGUUCUCAAUAAAACAUUUUGUUUUUUGUUGAAGAAACAUUUUUCUGGAUCUUUCAAAGCUUUGUUUAUGCUAUGAUGUCUUCAUUAGUGGUUAAGAUUUACACACAGACUUUUUUUUUAGCAGAUAGAUAGGAAGGGAUGCUAAGGAACCUGGUCAAGUACCACCAUCUAGUGGACAAAUGUGAUAACAGACCAGAAACUUCCUGAAUUCUCCGCCUCUCCUCCUGUCAGAGUAUAAAGCUGGGACAGAGUCACUGCUGAGACAGAAAGAUACACAGAAGAGAAAAGACAAUUCAACCAGCUUUCAUCUGCCAACAAAAAGACUCAAGACUUGAAACUCUGAAAAAUGCUGUGCUCUCGAGGUCUUCACUCUGAUCUCAGUCCAUCCAUGUUCUUCUUCUCACCUGUACGCAGUCUGUGGCCAGAGGUCAGACCUCUGUUCUACCAGCGGGAUCUGUUGCAGAGGAACCUGCAGGAGCUGCGCAGCAGUCUGGAGCUGAUGGAAAAAUUUCAAGACAAGAUCUUGGAGGAGACGGAGCCUUUCCAGAGCAGUGUGACCCUGCAACCAGUGAGCUUCCAGCUGGACAAAGAUGGACAGAACUUUGGCCUGACCCUGGACACUCGAGGCUUUUCUCCAGAGGAGCUGUCUGUCAGGCAGGUGGGCAGAAAGCUGAGAGUCAGCGGGAAGACAGAGAAGAAACAGGAGGACGGGAAAGGCUCCUACUCUUACAGACUCCAGGAGUUCAGACAAGAGUUGGAUCUGCCUGAAGGCCUGAACCCUGAAGCCGUCACCUGCUGCCUGUCUCCAGACGGAAAGCUCCACAUCCAGGCCGCCAAAGAGGAGGCUGACAGAGAACUGACCAUCAAGAGGAGCUCGGAGGAGGAACCACAGCAGAGAGAGAGUUCACAGAAACAAGAUAGCAAAGUGCAGACUCCCAAUACAUCAUAGAACAAACAGGAGAACCUGGACUUAAACUCUACAUGUGCAUAUCUGAUCAUUUCUUAUUAAUGGUAUUUAAGCUAAUUUAGCUCAUUUUGAUUUUAAACACGUCUUCAUUUUUAAACGUAUUAGCUAGUUCUGACUGUGAAUAAACGAUUAAAUGCAACAAGAUGACAUGAAUGUAGUAAAGGGACUUUUUUAUUUUGUUAUAUCUUUGUUUGAUGAAAGAGGAAUAAAUAAAUGUUUCAUGUUGAAAUGACUGCAUUUGUUGAGUCUUUAUUUGAAUGUUUCAUUAUUUAUUAAUCCAAACAAAUUUAUCUGAAAAUCACCAAUC